UCAAGACGAACACUAGCAGCUGAUUUUGUUCCUGCACGUGCAAGAUCUAAGCAUACAUUACCAUCCUUAGAUUACGACUAUGGUGCACUGGAACCGCAUAUAUCUGCUGAAAUAAUGGAAAUCCACCAUUCUAAACAUCACGCUACCUACGUGAAUAAUCUUAACAUUGCUGAAGAAAAGUAUGCUGAGGCACAAGCUAAGGGUGAUUUAACUGCUUGUCUAGCACUUCAACCUGCCUUGAAGUUCAAUGGUGGUGGUCAUAUCAAUCAUACAAUAUUCUGGAAGAAUCUCUCCCCUAAUGGUGGAGGAGAGCCACAGGGUGAUCUCAUGGAAGCAAUCAAGAGAGACUUUGGUUCAUUCAAUGAGAUGAAAGAAAAAUUAAAUGCAGCUUCUGUUGGUGUGCAAGGAUCUGGAUGGGGCUGGUUGGGAUAUUGUAAAACUUGUCAAAGAUUAAAAGUUGUUACUUGUGCUAACCAAGAUCCACUGGAAGCCACAACUGGUCUUGUACCAUUGUUCGGCAUUGAUGUCUGGGAGCAUGCGUACUACCUACAAUACAAGAACGUAAGACCUACUUAUGUCAACUCUAUCUACAAUGUUGCAAACUGGGAAGACGUCAAUGAAAGAUAUCAGCAAGCCGUGGGAAAGGCAUAA
Molecule: messenger RNA, 651 nt
Organism: Dendronephthya gigantea
Lineage: Eukaryota; Metazoa; Cnidaria; Anthozoa; Malacalcyonacea; Nephtheidae
Product: superoxide dismutase [Mn], mitochondrial-like
Exons: 5
Coding region: 115-651 (178 amino acids)
Biological process (GO): superoxide metabolic process
Cellular component (GO): mitochondrion
Molecular function (GO): metal ion binding; superoxide dismutase activity
Source: RefSeq, a predicted model, not a curated record